AUGGAAUUCUUAAGCAAUAUAUAUGAUAAAGUAUUAUCUGGUUAUGUAUUUACUGACGUAUUUAUUUAUAAAGAUUGGCCAGAAAAAUUUUUAGGAAAAGAUAUUAAAAAUAGUAAUGAUUCAAAAAUUUUGAAUGAAAAUCAAGAGAAUAUAAAAGAAAAUUUAGAAGAAAUAUUAGGGACAUUUUUAAAAAAUGGGAAAUUUUCGGAUUCCCUUUGGAUAAGAGAUAAGAUAUUUAUAGGAGAUGAAGGGAUUUGUCUUUUAGGAGAAAUUUUAACUAUAUGCCAGAUAGUAGAGUUUAUAGAUUCAGAAGAUAUUAAAGAAGUAAAAUGUAAUGAUCAGUUUAAAAAUAAAAUUUUAGAAAAAUUGAAGAGAAAAAUAGUUAAAAAAAGAAAUAGUGAUAUUUUAGAAGAAAAAAUAAAUUCCAAUAUAGCUAUUUGCAAUAGUAAUGAUAAUUCAGAUGAAGAAGAUAAUAAUGAACAUAUUGAUGAGGAUGAAAAUAAAAAUAAUGAUAAAAAUGCUGUAUCUAAUUUUGUUGAAAUGCUCAGUGAAGGAAAAAUGAAUAAAUAUGGCUUUUGCGAAUAUGAUCAAAAAUUUAAUGACAGAUAUCAUUUAAAUAAUAGUAAUGAUGACGAUUCUUCUUCUCCUUUAGAAAGAUGUAUAUUAAAAUUAUCAGAAGAUUUUCGUCAUAAAUAUAUAUGUUUAUUACUCAACACUGGUGGAAGACAACAAGUACGUAUAUUACGAUUUAAUAAAAAUUGUGUAAAUACCAAUAAAUUAUUAGAUACACUGAAAGGGACAGUAGCUUUUUUAAAUGAAUUGCGGUUUUUAUUUAAGCAUUUCAGAUCGCAAGUAGUUUUAAAAAAUAGAAUAUGCCGCGAAUUUUAUGCUUAUAUUAAGUUUCAUAGAGGAGACCCCAAUUUUAGUGGAACAAAAGCAAUAAAUGAAUUCUUUAGUUCUUUAAAUGAUAAUGCUGUCGAACCUUUAUUUCUCGGAUUAAAUGAACAGUAUUUGAAUUUGUUAGAAGAAGCAAUAUCUUACUGUCCUAUUGCAACAUAUUCAUUUUUUAAAAAUAUAAAGCUUCUUAAAAAAAUAAAUGUAAAUGCUCCUAGACGUACAUGGAAAGCAGUAUGCAAUUUACAAAAGGUAUAUAAAAAUUUAAAAAAAUUAAAGGAAAAAUUAUCCUUAGAAGAAACAAAAAGUAUUUCUGAUGAAUUUAGAUGUUCUUCUAUUAUUAAUCCUUCAAAAGAUGAAGAUUUAGUUAAUAAGAAUAACGACGUAAAGCUGUCAGCACCUCAAGGUAAUAUAAAUUCUAAUGAAAUAAAAUUGUUUUAUAGAAAAGAACUAAUAUAUAAUAAUAAUAUUAAUAAUAAUACUAAUAAUAUUACUACUACUAAUAAUAGUAAUAAUAAUAAUAAUAAUAUUAAUAGUAAUGCUAAUUAUAUUAAUAAUAACAAUAUUAAUAGUAAUAAUAAUAAUAAUAAUAAUAAUAAUAAUAAUAAUAAUAAUAAUAAUAAUAAUAAUAAUAAUAAUAAUGAUAAUAAUAGUAAUAUUAAUAAAAAUAACAAUAACAAUAAUGAUAAUAACAAUGUUAAUAGUAAUAAUAAUAAUAAUAUAAAUAAUAAUAUUUGUAUAUCUAAAGAAUGUAGUAGUAUUAUUAUAUGCAAUGACAAAAAUAAUAAAGAUUUAUUUUCUGAUAAUAUAGAUAAUAAAGAAUAUUACGAUAAAAUGUAUAAUAAUUCAUUAGAUUUAUGUACAGAAGAAAAAAUUUCUAAAAGUUAUGAGAUAAAUAAAUUAAAUGACACUUGUUUAUAUAUUACUUCAGAUGAAGAAUCAUUACAAAUAGGAAAAAAUAAUUUAAAUUCUGGCAACGAAUUAGAUGAAACAAAUCAAACAAUAGACGAAAAUAACAAAACGUUGUUAGAUGAAAGUAACAAAUCAGUGAUAGAAGAUAACUAUAAAACUGCAGAGGAAAUCGAUAAGAUAGUAAAUCAAAAUAGGUUAGCAAGAGAGAAUUCAAUAGAUGAUCUAAGGGUUAAUAUGGUUAAAUUAUUCAAAACAUAUGGUGGCCAAUGUCGUAUUGGAAAAGUGCAAGGAAGAUGUGAAGAUGCUACUUUUCAAACAGACGUUCCACCUGCCUUUGGAAUUUUUGAUGGUGUGGGUUCAUGGAGUUUAGAAGGGAUAGAUGCAUCAAAAUUUUCUAUUGGUUUAUCCUUAGCUUGCCAAAGAGAAGCAGAAAAAUUAUCAAAAAAUUUGAAUGGUUAUGCUAGAGUAUCUUACAAUACUAUAAUUAGAUCUAAAUUAUUAUUAAAAAAUUCUCUUGAAAGUGUAAAAAAAGAAUAUGCUGAUGCCUAUGGUAGUUCUACAGCUAUAGUUGGCAUAUUAGAUGAAUAUACAGGAAAGUGUGGUAUAUCAUCUUUAGGAGAUAGUGUAUGUAUGAUAUUACGAAGGGAAUUUUUACCAGGAGAUAUUAAUUUUGAAAGAGAAUCAUAUCCCAAAUUUCCUGGAGAAUCAUUUUUAUAUUUUAAUGGUAAAGGACGAAAUCCUUCCUUAAUUAGAAAAAUUAUUUGGAAAACUAGUGAUCAAAAAUGGGAGAAUGGUGCACCUUAUCAGUUAUCAAAUUUGCCAGACAGAAGUCAAUGGAAAGAUUUAGAAGAUAGAGGAUUGCAUAGUUUUGUGAGAAUUUUAGAAAAAGUUGACAUAGAUGGAGAUUCUCCAGAUAUGGCAUUAUCUCCUCCUUCUGAAAUUUUAUGUAUGCCAGGAGAUUUAAUAUUAUUAAUGAGUGACGGCGUGAGUGAUAAUUUAUUUGAUGAAGAGAUAGAAGCUUACUGCACUUUUGCUAUUAGCCCAGAGGAAGCUUGUGAGUUAGGAGAUCCAAGUGUAUUUACUCCUGCUCAAGAUAUAGCUUAUUCUAUUACUAAUAUAGCUAAAAGAAGAAGUGGAGAUAAAAUCCAUUGUAAACCUUUUUAUCCUUUCGUAGGAAAAUAUAGAGAGCCAAACAAGGUUUAUAAAGGUAAUAAAGUAGAUGAUAUUUCAUGUGUAGCUAUAUGGGUAGUUUGCGAAACAGAGGAUAGUGUGAAAGAUUUUGUAAAGAAUCCUAAUGAACCUUCCACCUUAGAAACAGAUAAAUAUUACAGCAAUAAUUUUAUCCAAAAUUUUAAUAAACUUACGGAUAUGUGUACUCCAACUAAAGCUUUCAUUAAAGAAAAAAAUAAGAUUGAUCGUGUAAACUUACAAAAGGUAAAUGUAGUACCUAAAAAAAAUACAGCACCUGAACAAUAUGGAGAACAGAAUAGUGAAAAUACUUCCAAUUGCCAAUUUGCUAUGAAUUUUUUUGAUACUUCAGAAACUCCCAUAAAAUUCAACAAAGCAUCAGAGAAUAAAUUUCAAGACUUAAGUGAUAUUGUACUGAAAGAUGAAGAAGAUGGAAGUGAUAAUAAAAGUGAUAGCAAUGAUAAUGAACAAAUAAAUAAGGAAGAAAAAUAUGAAUCCAAUAAAUUAAAUGAAGAUAGUGAUCAAGUAAAAUCAAAAAAAAAUAGUAAUAUAAAAAACAAGUAUGACGAUAAAGGUUUUGUAGGAGAUGAGUUUGAUCAUACUCCUAGACAAAAAAUGUCAAGUGAUAAUCUAAAUGAGCAAAUAGAAAAAAUAAAUAAAAUGUAUAUUAAAACACCUUUAUUGUUGUCGGAUAAAAUUUUUAAAAUGAAUAAGGAAAAACAAAAAAAAAACUCUAAUUCUAAUAAAUGCAAAAUGCAAAAGCAAAUGCAACAAGUUAUACCAGAUACUCAUUAUGAAACUCCUAUAAAGCAAAUGCCUAUAAAGGAGAAACAUAAUGUAGAUAUGUCUAUUAAAGAAAAUCCUUUAAUGAAUGAAUUUAUCAAUAAUGAAACACCUAUCAAAAUAAAUAAUACUAAAGAAACCUCAUUAAAAGUUGAUAAAAAAAUUAUAAAAGCUAAGAGGAAAUCUAUGUUUAGUAGUGAAAAAAAAGAAACACCCAGUAAAAUGAGUUAUAUGAGAAAGCGUAGUAAAAAAGGAUAA
Plasmodium relictum is the source of this 4035-nucleotide messenger RNA. Its product is annotated as protein phosphatase, putative. The transcript has a single exon. NCBI's taxonomy places the organism in Eukaryota, Apicomplexa, Aconoidasida, Haemosporida, Plasmodiidae. The coding region runs from base 1 to 4035 and encodes 1344 amino acids. The record is from RefSeq and is a predicted model, not a curated record.